Messenger RNA from Myotis daubentonii (Daubenton's bat), 945 nucleotides. RefSeq names its product olfactory receptor 51G2-like. The record is from RefSeq and is a predicted model, not a curated record. Gene Ontology annotation, biological process: G protein-coupled receptor signaling pathway. NCBI's taxonomy places the organism in Eukaryota, Metazoa, Chordata, Mammalia, Chiroptera, Vespertilionidae. Gene Ontology annotation, molecular function: G protein-coupled receptor activity; olfactory receptor activity. Gene Ontology annotation, cellular component: plasma membrane.
ACAAUGUCUGUCUUCAAUAGCUCUACGCUGUACCCUCGUUUCCUUCUAACAGGCUUCUCAGGCCUUGAAAGCAACUAUGGCUUGAUAUCUCUUCCCAUCUUCUUUGUUUACGUCACCUCAGUUGCAGGGAACAUUACUAUCCUAUUUAUUAUCAGAACUGAGCCUUCCCUCCACCAACCAAUGUACUUCUUUCUGUCAAUGUUGGCGCUUACUGACCUGGGCCUAUCCACUACAACCUUGCCUACCAUGUUCAGUGUCUUCUGGUUCCAUGCCCGGGAGAUUUCCUUCAAUGCUUGUCUGGUCCAGAUGUAUUUCAUUCAUGUUUUCUCAAUUAUUGAGUCAGCUGUGCUGUUAGCCAUGGCGUUUGACCGCGUUGUAGCCAUCCGAGUGCCCCUGUGCUACUCAGCCAUUCUAACCAAUGGUGUAAUCAUUGGAAUUGGGUCGGCAAUUGCUGGAAGGGCAUUGGCUCUGGUCUUUCCAGCUUCCUUCCUCCUAAAGAAGCUUCAAUAUCGUCAUGUCAAUAUUCUCUCUUACCCCUUCUGCCUGCACCAGGACCUCAUAAAGACAACUGUAUCCAGCCGUCGAGUCAGCAGCAUCUAUGGCCUCAUGGUGGUCAUCUUCUCCAUGGGACUGGAUUCAGUGCUCCUCAUCUUCUCCUAUAUUCUCAUCCUUGGCACAGUGUUGAGUAUAGCCUCCAAAACAGAGAGGGUGAAAGCCCUCAAUACCUGCAUCUCCCACAUCUGUGCUGUACUCACCUUCUAUACACCAAUGAUUGGGCUAUCUAUGAUCCGUCGCUAUGGGCAGAAUGCUUCCCCAAUUGUCCAUGUGCUCAUGGCCAAUGUCUACUUGCUGGUUCCACCCCUCAUGAACCCAAUUGUCUACAGUGUCAAAACGAAGCAGAUUCGUGACAGAAUCCUCAAGAAAUUCAAACAACAGAAAGUUUAG